Molecule: messenger RNA, 1514 nt
Organism: Meloidogyne enterolobii
Lineage: Eukaryota; Metazoa; Nematoda; Chromadorea; Rhabditida; Meloidogynidae
Source: the annotation of a GenBank genome assembly
AUGAAAUAUUUUAUUUUUAACUUAGAAAAUUGUUUUUUGUUUAUUAAUUUUAUUUCAAUUUGCUCAAUGUUGUUGCAAGUAAAUUCAAAACCUUUAUUACCUAAUCACCUUGUUGAAGAGGAUUUUAUAAAUGCAGCUUUUGUUAGAAAUAAUAGACAUGCAAAAUUGGUAUUUGAUGAUCAACGAUUUCAUAAAAGACAAAGACGCGGAUCAGUCAGUGUAUUGGAAUCGGACAAAUGGCUAAACGGAAGAAUUCCUUAUGUUUUAUCAACAGCAUAUACACCCCAACAAAGAGCAGUUCUUGCAUUAGCAAUUUCUGCUUAUAACGCAAAAACAUGUAUACGAUGUUUUGCUGAUUUUUCGAGAGUUGGAGGCCGGCAACAAGUUUCCUUAGUUGAUGAAUGUAUUGAAUACGCAACUAUUAUACAUGAAUUUAUGCAUGUUAUAGGAUUUAUUCAUGAACAUCAGCGUGAAGAUAGAGACGGUUUUGUGCGUAUUGUGUGGGAAAAUGUAAUUGAUGGCGCGAAUGCUGAUUUUGAAAAAUUAAGUUCAAUGGGAUUAAGUAAUUACGGAGAACGUUAUGAUUAUUUUUCUAUUAUGCAUUAUGAAAAUACUGAAGGAAGUAAAAAUGGUAGGCCAACUAUUGUUGCUAAUGUGCCUGAAUAUAGUGCAUUAAUGGGGAAAUCAAUGGAUUUUACUCAGGGUGAUCUAAAUCGUGUAAACAGAGCCUAUAAAUGUUAUCAAUAUCUCAAAACAAACAACGAGGCAUUAAAUCAACAUCAAAACGUUGAAGACCAAGCGGCUAUUUUUAGGCGUUUUUGGACUAAACAACAAUAUCUUAAUCGGAUAGCAAGCGUAAAUAUAAAAAAUAAAAGUUGAAAUUAAAAAAAGAAAAUUUAAAAGUUAUUUGAUGUAUAAAUAUAAACAAAAGUAAUAUGUAUAUUCUGUUAAUGUUAUAAUAUUUUUAAACUUUCGUUAGGUUAAAUUUGCAUGUAAUAAUCAUAAGAAAUCAUAUUAAAAGAAUUUCUAGAAAAAUUUAUACAAACUUGUUAUGUGUGUUACAAAUGUGUUAAAGAAUGUUAUGUUAUGUUAAAAAAAUGUUACAAUGUGUUACAAAUCAUAAAAAAAAGUAAAAAUCACAGGACGAAUGAAUUUUGAAAAUGAAAAAAAAAUCUGAGGUCGAGAAUUACCACGUUCACCUUUGUAUAGUAGUAUUAUUACCUACUACUUAUGUAUGUAUAUAUUAAAGUAGGCAGAUCCUGGAAAAUCAGUGGAUAAUAAUUAUUUCGUUGGGUUAAAUUUGCAUGUCAUAAUCAUAAGAAAUUAAUGUGAAAAUAAAAACAAGGUGAAUAAUUUCAUUCCAAAAUGAUAAUCUUUUAAAUUGUGUGUGUGUGUGUGUGGGGGGGGGGGAUAAAAAUUACACAGAUGCGGGUAAAAGGAUUUAAAAAGGAGGAAAAAAUGUAAUUUGUUUUUAUGGGCCUCGACAUGGCCACCAGAAUUUUUGCUUUCCUGCG